UGCCUGUACACUAAAGUUCCAUCAUUUAGACAUAACCUAACAAGAUGUCUCACAUUUUCUGGCAGUCUGAUUAACCGGCUGAUAUUUGCAAACACCAGAUACAUCCCACUGGACUAUGACAAAAAUGACCUUUACUUUUAACCUUCUUCUGGUUCUUCUGGGUCUCUGCAGCAUGUGGCAGAGGACAGAUGGUCAGGCAUUAGGUAAACCUGUGAUUUGGGGUCCCUCUGAGGGCAUCGUGAGGACCGUUGAGGAGUUCUUCUGCAAGGUUGAUGAAAUUCCAGAAGAUGUGUCUAUUGUGUAUCAGCUCUUUAAAGAAGGUGACGUUAGGAGGCUCAUUGGGGAGUACACUUCUCUCAGCGGUGAGCCUGGCAAGUUUCCUGUUUAUGUCCGCUCUACUUUUGAUGGAAGGUACAUAUGCAAAGCGAGUGGACACAACAACGCAGAAGUCAUACCCUCAUACAGCGACCCACUGCGCUUCAGAGUCAUUGAAAAGAUAGAAGGUGCACACAUCACAUUAGACCCGCCAUCUGAGGAAUUCUGGGAGGAAGAGAGUGUGACUCUGCAGUGUAGUGUGACUAGGGGGACUUAUGUCUCUUAUGAUUGGCUCUUGGACAAGGUAGCAGUCCAGCACCACUACAACAGGUCUCAGAACCAACUGACCAUUCAAAGCCUGUCCACCAGUGACAGUGGGAGAUACUCCUGUGUGGCUUCAAACCAAUUCAAUGGCACGUUGUUCUCCAGCAGCACUUCUGAUGGCAAGAAUGUGAAUGUAAAAGAUGGUCAGACAUUAGGUAAACCCGUGAUUUGGGGUCCCUCUGAGGGCAUCGUGAGGACUGUUGUGGAGUUGUUCUGCAAGGUUGAUGAAAAUCCAGAAGAUGUGUCUAUUCUUUAUCAGCUCUUUAAAGAAGGUGACGUUAGGAGGCCCCCUGUCGAGUACACUUCUCUCAGUGGUGAGCCUGGCAAGUUUUCUAUUUAUGUCCGCUCUGACCAUGAUGAAAGGUACAUAUGCAAAGCGAGUGGACACAACAACACAGAGGUCAUACCCUCACAGAGCGACCCACUGCGCUUCAGAGUCAUUGAAAAGAUAGAAGGUGCACACAUCACAUUAGACCCGCCAUCUGAGGAAUUCUGGGAGGAAGAGAGUGUGACUCUGCAGUGUAGUGUGACUAAAGGGACUUAUGUCUCUUAUGAUUGGCUCUUGAACAACGUACCAGUCCGGCAGCAUUACAACAGGUCUCAGAACCAACUGACCAUUCAAAGCCUGUCCACCAGUGACAGUGGGAGAUACUCCUGUGUGGCUUCAAACCAAUUCAAUGGCACGUUGUUCUCCAACAGCACUUCUGAUGGCAAGAAUGUGAAUGUAAAAGAAAAGAUAGAAGGUGCACACAUCACAUUAGACCCGCCAUCUGAGGAAUUCUGGGAGGAAGAGAGUGUGACUCUGCAGUGUAGUGUGACUAAAGGGACUUAUGUCUCUUAUGAUUGGCUCUUGAACAACGUACCAGUCCGGCAGCAUUACAACAGGUCUCAGAACCAACUGACCAUUCAAAGCCUGUCCACCAGUGACAGUGGGAGAUACUCCUGUGUGGCUUCAAACCAAUUCAAUGGCACGUUGUUCUCCAACAGCACUUCUGAUGGCAAGAAUGUGAAUGUAAAAGAGCAUGUCUCAGAACCCAAAAUCUCAUUUGAAGUUGUUAAAGACGGGGAGGGAAUUUUCUCUGCUAUCGUGAAGUGCCAGUCAGAGAAGGGGACCUCACCCAUAACCUUCACACUUCUCCGAAACAAUGACAGCAUUGCUGAGGAACAAGACAAAGACUUGCAAGCUAAAAUUGUGGUGCCAAUUCAACUAGACCGGAACAUGGGCUUGGUACAGUGCCAGGCAAGUGACAGGACCAGAACGGUAUCGAGUAAACCAGUGAACAUCACAGUGGAGUCAGUUGGGGGCGCUGUGACAAUGAAGGUGAACAGAACUGUGGUGAACAUUUCUGAAGUGUGGGCUGUGUGGCUGCGGUGCAGUGUGCAGAGGGGGACGUUUCCAGAAUACUCCUGGUUCCUCAACAACACCAGGCUGGAAAAACAAGACUUAUUUCUGCACCAGACAAAUAAUGCAGUCUUUCAAGUCAUUUUGGUCCCAGAGACUGCUGGACUCUACCACUGUGAGGCAGCAAAUGCAUUCGACAACACUACGAGAGUGCUCAGUCAAAAGUGGCUGAUCAAUAAAGAGGUGAUGAACAGACUUCCACUCUCAGUGACGAUCUUGGUUUUCACCAGUUUCUUCCUGCUGAUCGUUGCUGUGACUGCUUGUUGUCUCUAUGGAGUGGUGUUACGAAAGAAGAAAGCCAGAAUAUACAGAGUUGUUAAAGAAGAAUUCACAGAGAUGAGUAGCAUAGAUGAUGGCCUUUUAAGCGAGGAUGAAGAUGAUGAACUGAGUGUAGCUGUGUAUGAAGAAGACAUGGACGUUGUAGAAGCCUCCAGGAUAGAAGACUCUGAUGAGGGUGAAGACGAAGAAAGCAGCAUACCAGAUGAGGAAAGUGAUGAAGAAAAGAAUCUUCUGGAUGAAGAAACCCUUGAAGGCGCUGGUACUCAAGAGACUGAAUAGGAUUGAGAAAGUUAUUCUCACCUCUAAAUAUACCAAGCUUUUUGUAGCGCUGCAAAGAUGUGGCCUAGUGAAAUUAACGAAUGCUUACCAAAGGCCAUAGCCUUGGUUCCAUUACUCAGCUGUUCUGCUUUUUUACUGUUGCUGUGCUGUAGAGGAUGUAGGUCAACCAGCCAUCUACACUAGUGUAGAUGCCAUAUUUACAAUUUCUGGUAAUUUAAAUGCAUAAACAUAUUGCAGUGCGGAUAACAACUUACAACAUAUUAUGCAGAUUCAAAUAUUCCAAACUAUGUUUUAUUCAAUAGUUCAGGAAUUCUUUUCACAAAAAAAAAAAAAUUAAACAACAAACAGUAUACUGUAAUGAUCUAUUUUAAUACAUUUUUUAUAAAGUUAUCUGCCCUAAUAUUCCAUCCCCACUGUUGAAAUAUGCUAAAUUCUGAAUAUCAAUUUUAAUAUAACUUGAUUCUUAAUAUAACGUAAUAACUUUUUUAGUCGUUUUAUAAUCAUCAACAGCUCUGUUCAUCAUUCUGGACGUGUCUAAUAUUUCUUCAUUUUUAUUCACAUUUUCUUGUUGUUGUUGUUUCUAACAUCUGAAGCUGUGCAGGACGAGCACAUGAAAAUCGUUUUAUACAUUUAUCCGCAACCAAAUCAGUUUAAUGUUAUUGAAAACAGUAAUUUCAAACUUUGAAUGCUAGUGUAUGUUCAAAGAAAAUGGUCAGAUUGUUCAAGUUCAAAGAAACAUUUUGUAAAAUAUUUGUAAAAUAAGUUGUAUUUUAAAUU
Molecule: messenger RNA, 3376 nt
Organism: Colossoma macropomum (tambaqui)
Lineage: Eukaryota; Metazoa; Chordata; Actinopteri; Characiformes; Serrasalmidae
Product: contactin-4
Exons: 14
Coding region: 116-2599 (827 amino acids)
Biological process (GO): cell surface receptor signaling pathway
Molecular function (GO): transmembrane signaling receptor activity
Source: RefSeq, a predicted model, not a curated record